AUGGGCUUUUUUCACCAAGAUGGCACCAAAAGCUAAGAAGGAAGCUCCUGCCCCUCCUGAAGUUGCAGCCACUGCAAAAGCUUUGAAGGCCAAGAAGGCAGAUGUUGAAAAACAUCCACACACACGCACAAAAAAGAAGAGCCACAUGUCAUCUAACUUCUGGUGGCCCAAGACACAGCAGCUCCAAAGGCAGCCCACAUAUCCUCGGAAAAACGCCCCCAGCAGAAACAAGCUUGACCAUUAUGCCAUCAUCAAGUUCCCCCUAACCACUGAGCUGGCCACGAAGAAGAUUGAAGACAACACCACACUAGUGUUCAUUGUGGAUGUCAAGGCCAGCAAACAUCAGAUCAAUCAGGCUGUAAUGAAGCUUUAUGACACUGAUAACUUAUAAACAACAGUGAUAUAUUUCUCACAGUUCUGGAGGCUGGGAAGUCCAAGAUCAAGAUACUAGUGGGUUUGGUGCCCUGUGAGGGUAUAGACUGCUAUGGUCUGAAUAUUUGUUCCUGAAAUAUUUACAAAUUGAAACUUAAUCCCCAGUGAGAGCACUAAGAGGUGGGCCUUUUAGGUGAUAAGGUGAUGAGGGUUUCACCCUCAUGAAUGGAACUGAUGCCCUUAGAAGGGAGGUUUGAGGGAGCCCUUUUGUAUCUUGCCAAGUCUUUCAUCAGACAUGAAUCUACUGACAUCUUCAUGUUGGACUUUCCAGCCAACAUGAGUAAACUUCUACUGUUUAUAAACUACCCAGACUUGGGCAUUUUGUUAGAGCAGUCCAUAUGGAGUAAGACGCCAUCUCCCUCCCUAACCAAACCUAAUUUUGUUGAAGAAAUCCACUUUCCUAUUAAAAACUAUCUUUGUCAAAGUCUUAUGGAGGUGGUGUGGCCAUGAG
Molecule: messenger RNA, 883 nt
Organism: Marmota flaviventris (yellow-bellied marmot)
Lineage: Eukaryota; Metazoa; Chordata; Mammalia; Rodentia; Sciuridae
Product: large ribosomal subunit protein uL23-like
Biological process (GO): translation
Cellular component (GO): ribosome
Molecular function (GO): structural constituent of ribosome
Source: RefSeq, a predicted model, not a curated record